Molecule: messenger RNA, 1623 nt
Organism: Enterobius vermicularis (human pinworm)
Lineage: Eukaryota; Metazoa; Nematoda; Chromadorea; Rhabditida; Oxyuridae
Source: the annotation of a GenBank genome assembly
AUGUGCUUCCAUGAAAUUAUCAAUGGAAACGAACCAGUGGCUGAAAGGUUGUCAUCGUUGGCUCAAAAUUACGACGUUGUAAAUUUACUGAAACCACCAAAUUCAAAGGUACAGAUCUUGAUACCAUCGCUAAGGAAAAAGGCGUUUUCUUUAGUUGAAGAAGUUCCAGAAGAGAUAAAAGUCGAGUGGAAAACAAUACAAAAGAAAAGUGAUGGACCAAGCGGAAAGAUUCGUUUAUGUCUUUUCCAAGGCAUGACAUUCCUACAUCUUGAGUCAUUAACUUUAUUGGUUGGUAUUAGAACUACACUAUACGUCGAACGCGAAAUGAGCGAUGCAAAACGCAGGACUAAGCAACAUGUUGGGGUGAAGGACCCGAGGCUCGACAAUCGUUCAGGGAACUGUUCAAGAAUUACAAAGGUGCGAUCCACUGAAGCGUCUCGGUCCUCCUUCGACUCUGAAGUGUCGCAACCAUCCCUGAAAAGUACCGCAGGAAAAAUGCAGAAACUACAGACCACUAUAACCCCUUUAGGGAAGGAAGCUUUCAGAGAGGCUGUAGAACUGACCGUCUGUGCUGACCAUGAACACUCCUUUUAUAAGGAGAUUAUAACACUCAGAGUUCAUGCAGUUACAUAUGAGGCCUUGGUAAUUUUUAUGAGGCUUAAUUACCACCGUAAAACUUAUUCACCUUUUUCUGCAUUCGUCAUGCAAAACGAAAAUGUAGAUGGAAGGAAUAUUACAGUGGUUGUCGUGGUUAUCCUAGAAUAUUUUCGCAAUAAGCUCUACUUAAGACGUAAACAGCGAGGAAACUGCAAGUUAAGGAAGGAAAAUGUACAAAGAAAGAAAAAGGCGAACAUUGUCAUGGAAGAUAGCCAAGUGAAUCCAGGAAAAACUAUAAAUUUUUUGGUGCAGUCGGCUCCUUUAUUAUAUUCCAUAGCAAGAGUACGACAUCUAGAGAAGGACUACCUUACUGUUCUGAUUUUAAUACUGGCAGCAGUCCAGCAAGCUAGGCGACACGAUUCGUCGAUGGCUCUCUACUGUCGCGCAAUUGGGAAAUAUCCACUUGCAUCCUUGACAGGCAGAAACGAGUUUAAUUUCUUUUGUCUGCGUGCAUUUUAUUUUUGGAUAAUAUCUUCAUCUGGCUGUAUCAACAGAUCGGUAGCUCUAGCAGCGAAUAUAACAAAAUUUGAUAUGAACAGAGUUGAACAUCGUUUGGCUGAAUUUCGAGCACGAAAUUUUAAUGGCUCUCAAAAACCGACUUCACCAAGUCAUUCUGCUGCUUCUGUUGUUGAACAGCAAUGUGUUAGAGAGUCCUUCGCUUUGUCUGCCUUCCGAAGGUUGUUCGAUCUGGAUGUUUUAGACCUGUUACCCUUCCGUCUUUGGCUAAACUUUCGUGAUCGCUACCCAAGGCUUUGUUUGUAUUUAACAAUUUCGAUUUGGGGAUUUGGUUCUGUAUUCUUCCUUUUUUCCACAUUCUUUUUUAUCUUUCUUACCCUUGGUCGGCGUCACGCUGGGGAAAUGAGUGCUUAUUCUGUCUUCAAUCCUGGCUGUGAGAGAAUUUCGGGAACUUUGACUGCAGAGCAUUGUUCUGAUGGUCAAGUACAGAUGUUAUUGGAUGAAUUCUGA